GACACUGAGGGUAUAAAUUGGGGCUGGGCUCAGUGUGUGCAUUCACAUCAAAGGCCAACAUGAAGACAGGCACGGUCUUUGUACUAGUGGCUUUUGUCAUCUUGGGGAUGGAGAUGGCCUUCGCUCAGGCACGGGAAAACAGACCUGGACUCUGCCCCAAGGUGCCCGAAGACGCCUUUGGGCUUUGCGCUGAAUCCUGCUCAGGAGACGAAUCAUGUCCCAGUGGAAUGAAAUGCUGCAGCAAUGGAUGUGGCCAUGACUGCCAAACUGCUAUCCCUGGGGCGUCUAUCCCAGAAAAUGAAGAUCUACCGUGGUGGUGUCUGAUUCUAAGGAGCUUGUGUGCAAAAUAAAUCUUUCCUGUGGCAUUAUU
Molecule: messenger RNA, 370 nt
Organism: Myotis myotis
Lineage: Eukaryota; Metazoa; Chordata; Mammalia; Chiroptera; Vespertilionidae
Product: WAP four-disulfide core domain protein 18-like
Exons: 3
Coding region: 60-350 (96 amino acids)
Biological process (GO): innate immune response; antibacterial humoral response
Cellular component (GO): extracellular region
Molecular function (GO): peptidase inhibitor activity
Source: RefSeq, a predicted model, not a curated record